GAGUGGUGGGAUGGGGAGCAUGCUAUCGAGAUGCCUUUCAGCCUUCUGCACAUAGUGAUCCGGGGCUCCAUCAAGGGGAACUACCCGGCCAUCCUUACCUACCAUGACGUGGGCCUCAACCACAAGCUGUGCUUCAACACCUUCUUCAACAUUGAGGACAUGCAGGAGAUCACCAAGCACUUUGUGGUGUGUGGCGUCAACACCCCUGGGCAGCAGGUAGGGGCAUGGCAGUUCCCUCAGGGGUACCAGUUUCCCUCCACGGAGCCACUAGCCACCAUGCUCCCCAGCAUAGUGCAGCAUUUUGGGUUCAAAUACGUGACUGACAUUGGAAUUGGAGCUGGAGGCUAUGUCCUGUCCAGGUUUGCACUCAUCUUCCCCUUCCUGGUGGAGGGGCUAGUGCUGGUGAACAUCAACUUCAAAGGCAAUGGCUGGAUCCACUGGACUGCCUCCAACCUCUCUGGCUUGACCAGCACUUUACCUGACACCAUGCUAUCCCACCUCCUUAGCCAGGAGGAGCUGGUGAACAACACAGAGUUGGUCCACAGCUGCCAGCAGCAGACUGGGAACAUGGUGAACCAGGCCAACCUGCAGCUCUUCUGGAACAUGUACAGUAGCAUCAGAGACAUUUACUGGCCUGCAAUGGUGCCUAAUGCCAAGAUGCUCUACUUCCCCGUGACGCUGGUGGUGGGGGGUAAUGCACCUGCUGAGGAUGGGGUGGUCCUGUGCAAUUCCAAACUGGACCCAACCUCCACCACCUUCCUGAAGAUGGUAGGUUCCAGGGGCCUUCUCCAGGUCACAGAACCUAGGAAGCUGACAGAAGCCUUCAAAUAUUUCCUGCAAGGCAUGGACUACAUGCUCUUGGUUAGCAUCACCCAGCUGCACCUACUCAUGACCCGCUCAUGGACCUCAUCCCUCAGCAGUGCCAGCUCGGUGGACGCCAGCCACGCACAGGCCUGCACCCACAUGGAGAGCAACAAGGGCCUGAACCACAUAACACCGUGGAGGUGUCUGUUGAAGCUUUGGGCCCAUUGA
Choloepus didactylus (southern two-toed sloth) is the source of this 1032-nucleotide messenger RNA. Its product is annotated as protein NDRG4-like. Lineage: Eukaryota; Metazoa; Chordata; Mammalia; Pilosa; Megalonychidae. The record is from RefSeq and is a predicted model, not a curated record. Gene Ontology annotation, biological process: positive regulation of ERK1 and ERK2 cascade; brain development; signal transduction. Gene Ontology annotation, cellular component: cytoplasm.